Messenger RNA from Zea mays, 840 nucleotides. Its product is annotated as GRIP and coiled-coil domain-containing protein 1. Lineage: Eukaryota; Viridiplantae; Streptophyta; Magnoliopsida; Poales; Poaceae. The transcript is spliced from 2 exons. Gene Ontology annotation, biological process: response to oxidative stress. Bases 298 to 525 code for a protein of 75 amino acids. The record is from RefSeq and is a predicted model, not a curated record.
GAGUUAAAUAAUUAAUGUGACCAAACUUUAGUUCAGAAGAAUUUUGGUUGGAGGCGACGACGAUUUGUUUCUUGCUCUCGUGGUUUCGGACUUCUGGUCUGGAGGUCCCCCAGCAGCCCAGGCUCCACCUCUCCACGGCAGCACCAACGCUCCAUUCUGUCAGCCACAGCCCACGCCGCUGAACGGCCGGAGAUCGCCCCCCACUCCCUCUCGCCGGACGGUUGCAGAUCAGGUCUACCAGAUCCGUCUCAGAUUAGGUGGCAGGAGAGGAGGAAUUCGGGUCUGAAUCUGAUCGAUAUGCGGCAGCAGCGGGGCGGGGCCGGGGCCGGGAGGAGGGCGGACGACCCGGGGCUCCUCAAGAGGGCCUUCGACAGGGUGUUCCGCUUCGUCCGCCUCGCCGAGUUCGAGAUCUUCUUCGUCCUCUUCUUCCUCAUCGCCUUCUUCCUCUUCAAGGACCUCAUGGCACGGCCUCAAUACAAUCAGCUGUUUGUCAAGAAGCCUGAUCUAGAUGAUUCCUGGCCUUAGUACCCAAAUAACCUGGUAUUUUUCUUUGAGCUGUGUUGCCAGUACAUUCUUUGAAGGCCUGCGUGGCCGGCUGGUCACCCCCCUUUGUUGUCAGGAGCAUGUUUUAUGAUUACCUAGAGUAUUCUCUUCAGUGACGAUGAAUAUAUUUAGCCAGUCAUUUUCUUCAGUUAAAGAGGAAGAUUUUCAUGUCAAUACUGGUAUGCGGCGGCGAUACUGUGGUUGGUGCCAGCCGUUAUUGUUUGCACUGUUUAUGUGUUGUGAAGCCCCAUGAGUUCGAGGUGAGAUGACCAUAUGAUUAAGUGCAGUUCUUUUUAA